AUGGACUGCAAUUUGCAAACCAAUCUGACGGGCCCUGAAAUCAAGUAUGACCUCCGAAAAAGGGGUGAUUUGGCGAGCUUUCUGCAAAAUGCGGACAUCCGACUUGUCCGGGCACGCUACCUGUACAUGCUGUGCAGCAGCAGGAAAGCGUUGCCACGGCGUCAAGAAGCAGAACUCGUGGAAUCGAUGGGGGGCGAUGCAACUGAUGGUCCAGCCCUGGUGACACACGGUGAGAUGAGCGAGUAUGGUGCAGGCAAUCGAAUGGCCAUCAUUUUCGCAGUCUCGCACAGUUGGGAAACCCGAGAGCAUCCAGACCCUUGUUGCUUCCAGCUCGAGCAGAUUGUCAACUGCCUAAGUCUUUAUGAGGCGGCCUAUGAGACCGACUUGUGGGUCUUUUACGAUUACGUCUCCCUUUUUCAGUACCAGAGGAAGGGUGAACGGGAAGAACAGAGCUUCCGGCGAGCACUGGACGACAUGCACGUCAUCUACGCCCAUGAGUUCACUUGCACGCUUCGCAUCGAGAGCCUGACACCAGAGGCCACGUGGACGGCUGCGCUGGCAGAUCCAUCCAUCCAAGUCUCCGUCUAUGAUGAGCCCAGUGACUCCGUGCGCUUGCGCCCUUUGCGGGACCUGGUUCAGAACCGCUCUCCGUACCGUGAUCGCGGUUGGUGCAAGGCAGAGAUCGAGUGGUCGGCUUUAAAAAGCUCCACCGCCAUGAACCAUCGUAUUGACCAGGCUGAGGCUGAGGCAUCGACGCUCCGCUCCAUGCCCAUGACCCCGGAGGCCUUGAGAAGCAGCGCUGUUUUCACGCACCGAUCAGAUGCGGCCAGUGUUGUCCAGCUCCAGGCCAAGAUCUUCCACCAGAAAGUAUCAGCUUGUGAAGACUUGCUGCUAGAGGGCCUGAAAGCCAGCGAGUUUGCACAGCUAGCGCCGGCCCUGAAACAUUACCGGUGCCUCCGAUCACUGCGUUUGAAGAAGUUCAAUGUCGGGGCAGAGGAGGCCACCGCUUUUGCACAGGCCCUGCUGGGCCCAGGUGGUGUUGUGCAGAAGCUCGAGAUUUGGUGCAACGUCCCGGAGGAAUCCGCUCGGGAAAUGUUGAAAGCUCUUGCAACGGGCCUGCAGACCAACAGCACCGUCCACACUCUGAUUAUUCGCGAAGGUGACAUCGGUCCAGCUGGAGGACAGGCUCUUGCAGAGGCCAUCAAAGCAAACAGCACCAUCCAGACAAUGAUCUUCACGGAAUCACUUGGCACCACUUCUGUGCGGGCGCUGUCGCAAGGUUUGCGGGUCAACGCGGCCAUCACGAAGCUGGUCAUUCGUAAUAAGGAAUUUUCUCGCCAUAAGGGAAUUGGGAAUGCUGGUGCUGAGGCCAUCGCCACGGCCUUGAUGACCAACCAAAGCAUCACUCAUGUUGACCUGGGUAACAAUGGCAUAGGGCUGCAUGGUGCAAAGGCCAUUGCAGAAGCAUUGAAGCACAACAGCACCGUGGCCAUCAUGGAUUUGGUUAACAAUCAUAUGAAGGGGCAGGAGGGCGCCUGUGCCCUUGCAGAUGGCCUGAAAAACAACCAUGUGGUGAUCGACCUGGAUAUUCACUGCAAUUGGUGGGAACUCAGCGACGAGCCGAGGGCGUUGUCCGAAAUCGAGCGCUUGCUGGAGAGAAACCAGCGGGAAAACAGCGUUGCCGCGCGGCCCGGCUGGACCGAUACACGACGAAGCGACAGACGUGCAGCGGAUGCCAGAACCGCGGAGAGAGAAGCUAGCGGACGAUUUGAGGACCAACAGCUGCCUCUCCGAGCUUGA
Messenger RNA from Symbiodinium sp. CCMP2456, 1800 nucleotides. Lineage: Eukaryota; Dinophyceae; Suessiales; Symbiodiniaceae. The record is from the annotation of a GenBank genome assembly.